Teleopsis dalmanni is the source of this 1827-nucleotide messenger RNA. RefSeq names its product tetracycline resistance protein, class C-like. Lineage: Eukaryota; Metazoa; Arthropoda; Insecta; Diptera; Diopsidae. Gene Ontology annotation, cellular component: membrane. Gene Ontology annotation, biological process: transmembrane transport. The record is from RefSeq and is a predicted model, not a curated record. The coding region runs from base 94 to 1608 and encodes 504 amino acids. The transcript is spliced from 10 exons. Gene Ontology annotation, molecular function: transmembrane transporter activity.
CGGUUGAGUUUGGUGAAGUGUAAUAAAUUGUGCGAACUUUACGGCAAAACUUGUAAAUAACGUACAAUAUAAAAUAAAAAAAGAAAAAUCAAAAUGUCUCAACAAAAUCGUGAUAUCACAUACGGUUUUGAUGUGGAAGCCGCUGAAACAAUGCAAAAUUUUGAUGCUGCCAUUGCAGCAAACGACGAAAAUGAUAUUACUACUCCAUUGGAACCGAAAACUGAACUACGAAAACGCAGUUUUAUCUUGGAGCCGCCCACAUUUUUAAUAUUUUUUGCUAUAUAUUUUGCAAGCACGGUCUUUCAAAACCAAUUGCUUUAUCAAUCAUGUACUUAUACCUUCGGACACAGUGCUGAAGACUGCAAACCAUUGUUGGGUGUUAUUCAGGAAACAAACACAUCAAAGAAAAUUGAGGAUGAUGUACAACCAUAUGUUUCGAAUAUUCUUUUGGCCAAGUCGCUUAUUACUGCACUUAUACCCGCAAUAUUGAGUUUAUUCGUUGGUCCAUGGUCAGAUAAGUUCGGCCGUCGAUUUGUUAUAUUAGCUACUUUUUCUGGUUAUUUCAUUAACUUUGCCAUUUUAACAAUAUUAGCUGGCGUUGCUAUAAACUCCGCAUUCAGUCCAUGGCUGUAUAUAAUCGCUUCAGUUCCCGUUGCUAUAACUGGUAGUACCUGUGUAAUGGUUACAGGCAUUUACGCAUAUAUAUCAGACGUCGCUUCGGAAACAGAUAGAGCAAAACGUUUCAUGUUAAAUGAGGCUGCUCUUGGAGCCGGUACAGCUUUGGGCAAUCUUUGUGGUGGUUAUUUAUAUGAAGUAACAAAUGUUGUAACAAUUUUUGGCAUUUCAGCAGCAUGUUCGGCUGCUGUAUUAAUCUAUGCUUACUUUGUAUUGGUAGAAAGUAUUGAGCCGGAGAAUAUAAGCCAUGAGUCUAAAAUUCGUUCUUUCUUCCAAUUGGAAUUGGUGGUGGACUUCGUGCGCACAUCUAUUAAACCACGUCGUAACUACGAUCGAGCUACAAUGUGGAUAACAAUUCUUUCAGCAACUAUUGCAGCUUUCGUUACACAGGGUAGUUCCAAUGUUUCCUAUCUCUUUUUGCGUAAGAAGUUUGACUGGACUGCUUCUGAUUUUGGCACAUACAAUGGAAUUUCUGCUGUAGUACAAAUCGGUGGCGCUAUUAUUGUGACUAUAAUAUUGCGAAGAGUAUUCAGAAUUUCGCUUGUGACUGUCUCUAUAAUUGCAUUAGUCUCCAGUACUUUGCAAUGCUUAGUAAGUGGUGUUGCAGCAGUGUCUUGGGAAAUCUAUUUAGCUAUGGCGCUUGGUUUCAUGGGUGGUGUCUUAACUGCUAUGUUACGCGCCAUACUGUCUCUUUGUUCACCAGCUAAUGAAACUGCUAAAAUCUUUGCUUUGACCACAUCAUUGGAAGCUAUAGCACCAUUAAUAUCAUCACCAAUUUACACUGCUGUUUACAAUGCCACAUUCAAAACAGAUCCUGGUGUUUACAAUUUUAUUGGAGUGGGUGUAUAUAUAAUGUGUUUAAUUCCAUAUAUUGCUGUAUACUUUAAAAGUAAGCCAACUGGCGUUGUAGGCAAUUUACCAAAGUUGAAGUAAAAUUAUAUACCAAUGCGAAAUGAACGUGCUAUCUUCGAACUUCGAAGAUAAAAUUCACUCUCCUAAAAUAUUUUUCAGAGGACUUUCUUUCGGAACUAAAACGCGCCAUCUAUACUAGAUGAAAUCUUCCUAAAAGUUUUAGUAGUUUCAUAUAUUUUUGCAUAAGUAAUAAUUGAUAUAAGAAAGUAAUCGUUUUAUGUUUGUGAAGUAAAUAAAAAU